This is a messenger RNA of Fonsecaea monophora, 1479 nucleotides long. RefSeq lists its product as hypothetical. The coding region runs from base 1 to 1479 and encodes 492 amino acids. Lineage: Eukaryota; Fungi; Ascomycota; Eurotiomycetes; Chaetothyriales; Herpotrichiellaceae. The record is from RefSeq and is a predicted model, not a curated record. Gene Ontology annotation, biological process: transmembrane transport. The transcript is spliced from 9 exons. Gene Ontology annotation, cellular component: membrane. Gene Ontology annotation, molecular function: transmembrane transporter activity.
AUGGCAGAUAAGACUCUAGUUCCAGCCUCGGAGAUUAAACACGUACAUUCUGAGAUUGAUGUUCCCCUUCGGCUCGAGAAGAAUCAUGUCGAAGAAGAUUGGACCGCCGAAGAAGACCGGAAACUAGUGAUUGACUUGCGCAUCCUGCCGUAUCUCUCGGUGAUCUUUGGCUUGUCUCUGCUUGAUCUGAUCAAUGUUUCGGCCGCAUAUAUUGCAGGCAUGAGCACUGAUAUCGAACUCUCUGUUGGUGCUCGGUACUCGAUGAGUCUAUUGUUCUUCUUUAUCACCUAUGUCUUGCUUGAGAUCACCAGUAAUUUGAUUAUUCGACGAGUCGGCGCCAGAUGGUGGCUGAGCUUCCCGAUCACUGCCUGGGGUAUCUGCGUCAUAUGCAUGGGGUUUAUACAAAGCUGGGUCCCAUUGGUCGUCCUCCGCGUUCUCUUGAGAGCGCUCGAGGCCGGUUUGCUUCCGGGGGCGGUCUUCCUGAUCUCUGCAUGGUACAAGACUUAUGAAACGGCACGAAGAGUGUCAUGGUUUUAUAUGGCCUCGCUGAUGGCUUCUGGGUUCAAUGGUAUUGUGCGUUCAUUCCUAGCAUCCCUGACCCAGGGUUCGUCAUGGCCCACAAAUGGUCAGAUUACAUAUGGCCUGUCGCUGAUCAGGUCUGGAAGUAGCACCUAUCGGCAAGGGUGGGGAUGGAUACUCUUGAUCGAAGGCGCCAUUACAAUAUUUUGCGACUUGACAGGUCCCAUCUGUCUCGGAGAAUUUCCGGAACACAGCAAAUGGCUCAACGAGCGGGAGAGGUAUAUCGCCACCAUCCGACUUGCCAACGAGCGCUCGGGCAGAGAGUACGAGCAUCCAACCCUCAGGCAAGGCUUGAGACUCCUUAUGGACUGGAAAGUUGCUUUCUAUGUGUAUGCAUUGGGCUACUACAUGCCAAUAAUUCUUCGUCAGGGAUUGGGAUUCAGCUACGCCUUGGCCCAGAUCUUGUCGAGUCCGCCAUAUUGGACAUCCAUUUCUUCCCUGAAAGACUUUGCUGACACCCAACGAUUUGAAGGUUUCUAUGCUUCCACGCUUUGGUUGGAAGACACCAUUGCUAGACUUGUUGGGCUCGUCAUCGUCCUCUACGCUAAGCCACCCGGGGUGCGCCUCUUUGGGGUUUUCCUGGCGAUAUUUGGCACCAACGCCAAUGUGCCAGGAAAUUUGACUUAUGGGCAAGGCCAGACCGCUCUACCACACAAGAAAGGUCUGGUAGCGGCGGCUCAGGUCGGGUUUGGUUCUAUUGGGGGAAUUACCGACUCAACCAUCUUCAGAUCGCAGGAUGCGCCACAGUACUUCCCUGGGAUGUGGGCGACCAUCAGCUUUCAGAUACUAUACAUUGUCAUGACGUGUGGCAUGAGCUUGUGGUUGACGAAGAGAAACCGUGACGCGGAUGAAAAGGGGGAGAUCCUCGAAAAAGUGGAAGGAUUUAGGUAUGCGCCAUGA